GGGGCGGCGGGCGCAGGAUGCGGGCGGCCAUUGCUGGGGCUCCGCCGCGGGGAGGAGGACGCUGAGAGGCGCCGGGCCGCGCAGCCGGGAGCGCGGGCGACGCGGGUCCAUGGCUAGGACCACCAGCCAGCUGUAUGACGCAGUCCCCAUUCAGUCCAGCGUGGUGUUAUGCUCCUGCCCGUCCCCAUCAAUGGUGAGGACCCAGACUGAGCCCGGCGCGGCCCCUGGUGUUCCCGGCGGCGGAGGCAGGCAGGGCCCCGCCAUGGACGGCACAGCAGCCGAGGCCCGGGGCUCCAGCUCCCUGCAGCACACGGCGGCACAGCCCCCGCCGCAGCCUCGGAAGAAACGGCCUGAGGACUUCAAGUUUGGGAAGAUUCUGGGGGAAGGCUCGUUUUCAACGGUGGUCCUGGCCCGAGAACUGGCGACCUCCAGGGAGUAUGCUAUUAAAAUUCUAGAGAAACGCCACAUUAUCAAAGAGAACAAGGUCCCUUAUGUCACCAGAGAGCGUGACGUGAUGUCUCGCCUAGACCACCCCUUCUUUGUGAAGCUGUACUUCACUUUCCAGGAUGAUGAGAAGCUCUACUUUGGCCUCAGCUAUGCCAAAAAUGGAGAGCUGCUGAAAUACAUCCGGAAGAUUGGCUCCUUUGAUGAGACGUGCACCCGAUUCUACACGGCCGAGCUGGUGUCCGCGCUCGAGUACCUGCACGGCAAGGGCGUCAUCCACAGGGAUCUGAAACCAGAGAACAUCUUGUUAAAUGAAGACAUGCACAUUCAGAUCACAGACUUCGGGACAGCCAAGGUGCUAUUGCCUGAGAGCAAGCAAGCCAGGGCCAACUCGUUUGUGGGAACAGCCCAGUACGUGUCUCCAGAGCUGCUCACUGAGAAGUCGGCCUGUAAGAGCUCGGACCUCUGGGCCCUUGGCUGCAUCAUCUACCAGCUGGUGGCCGGACUGCCGCCCUUCAGAGCCGGAAAUGAAUACCUUAUAUUUCAGAAGAUCAUUAAGUUGGAAUAUGACUUUCCUGAAAAAUUCUUCCCUAAGGCGAGAGACCUCGUGGAAAAACUUCUGGUCUUGGACGCCACCAAGCGAUUGGGCUGUGAGGAGAUGGGAGGGUACAGCCCCCUGAAGGCCCACCCGUUUUUUGAGUCCAUCACGUGGGAGAACCUGCAGCACCAGACGCCGCCGAAGCUCACAGCCUACUUGCCCGCCAUGUCAGAGGACGACGAGGACUGCUACGGGAACUACGACAAUCUCCUGAGCCAGUUCGGCUGCAUGCAGGUGUCCGCGUCGUCCUCCUCACACUCUCUGUCAUGCACGGACACGGGCCUGCCACACAGGGCCGGCAGCAACAUCGAGCAGUACAUCCACGACCUGGACAGCAACUCCUUCGAGCUGGACCUGCAGUUCUCCGAAGAUGAGAAGCGCUUGCUCCUGGAGAAGCAGGCCAGCGGAAACCCCUGGCACCAGUUUGUAGAAAAUAACCUGAUUCUAAAAAUGGGUCCAGUGGACAAGCGGAAGGGCCUGUUUGCACGCCGCCGCCAGCUGCUACUCACGGAAGGGCCACACCUGUACUACGUGGACCCUGUCAACAAAGUGCUCAAAGGCGAGAUCCCGUGGUCACAGGAGCUCCGGCCGGAGGCAAAGAACUUCAAGACCUUUUUUGUCCACACGCCCAACAGGACGUACUACCUGAUGGACCCGAGCGGCAACGCUCACAAGUGGUGCCGGAAGAUCCAGGAGGUGUGGAGGCACAGAUACCAGAGUCCCGCGGCUGCCGUGCAGUGAUGCGCCCGGGCCGCCGCGCCCACUCGGGACCCGUGCCCAGCACGGCCCGGCCACCUCGGGACGCUUCCGCCCGCCCGCCAGCCACCUCAAGGGGCCGCGGAUAGCAGACCACACAGCUUUUGUAUUUAAAGAAAAGAAAAAACCACCCCCCACACCAAGAACAAAACCAGUACCGUAAAGGAAUCCAGGGUCGCUUUGCUUGCUCUCUGUGCUCCAUGGAGGCUCCCAGCUCGGCCCCAGCUCACCACUGACUGGCUCUGCCCUUAGAGCAUCACACCGAGGGGUGGCCCAGCCCUGCGCGGGCUGGUCCUUGGCUUCUGUCCUGCAGUGAUGGCGGGCCUGCUUGUACAAGGCUCUGUCUGCGAGUGCCCAUGUGUCUUACCUGUGGGCGGCUCUGGGGGUGAGGGGUGGGGUCCGGCCAAGGUGACAGGCAGCAGGCCGGCAGACUCAGUGCCCAGGGACACAGCCGCCUGCACGAGAGCCAGGGAUACCUGAGGGCCCCCGCGGGCCCCCUGCGCUGAGCCGGCUGACGGACACCCCUAUGCAGCAGCAGAGCGCGAGGUGCCCGCCAUAGCCCAGUGGCAGAGGGUGCGGUGGGCCUCCCCCACCAUCUCUGUAGAAACCCAAACGCCUUCUCGAGCAUCUGCUCCCUGGCCCGUAGGCUGGACUUCUCUGUGGAGGGGGCAGCACCAUGCCACACAAGGCCCUGAGCUCGAGGCUCAUUGCUUUUCUGCUUCAGUGAGAGAGGCCUGUGGGCCUGGCUCUCGCCACCACAGGUCCCACUGGGGAGGAGCAGGCAGAGGCUCAGCUACUUCUAGUUGACUUUCCAGACUCCAGACAGGCCCCUCCAGUGUCAGUCAGCACCGGCUCAGGGGUGGGGAAGGGGCUGAGGGCAGCUCUUCUGAAUCUGGGGACCACCCGGCUGCAGGGAGAGCAGGCUGGCUGGGGCAGAGCCCCUCCUCCACGGGAGACUUGCCUGGACUCAGCUGCUGCUUAGAUUGGGCUGGCUUACCCUUUUCUUUCAGGGGUCCAUUCCUGCCCACUCCCCCUAUUUAUCUUUACCCUCCUUGAACCCCUGUGGGUAAAAGAGGCGGAACCAGCUCCCACUUGCUCCCUCCCAGGGACGGGCAGACGAGCAGAGCUGAUGCUCGGCCCAGCUGCUCAGGAGAAACCCUCUGGAUGGCACCACUACCUCCUGGCUCUACCGCCAAGUGCCACCGGCACAUCCCUAGCCAGAGAAAGGGGCUCAGGGUGGCGCUCACGGCGAGCUUUCGGGCCACCGGCCCAGGCCCUCUUUGUAGAUUCCUUUCUCUGCUGCUUGGAGCCUCCCAUUCCCCGUCUGUCCUUCCCCCAACCUGUGCUCAUGUCUCCGUAAGUUUUCUCCCACUCAGCCUCAGCGUUGUCCUUCAGACCUUGCAUAGCUGGGAUCGAAAACGAGAAUGCCCCGUCUAGACCUGCCUCCCCACUGGGCCUUGUGGGGGCGCCCUUAAGGGCCUUGUGGAUAACAGCUCGCCGUGUCUGCCCGCAUGCUCUGCCACCAUAGGUGGUGGAACUGUGCCUGUGGGGACAGUGGGUCCUGUGGCAAGAGAUGUCCAGACCACCCCCCCCUCCUCCUGUGUGCCGCAGAUUCCCCAGGGCAGGGCUGAGGCAGGCCUCUGGGUGGGUGCCCUUUCUUAAAACCAACAUUUAUUUUCUGAAUAAGUCAGCUGUGGCUCGCACCAAGAGCAGACUGCUGUGAACGCUUUGGUGUUGGCCUUCCUGGACCUCACUCCCUAUCUUUGGUUGGUUGGUUUUCUACUUUUUCCUCUUUCAUUUUUUUUUCUUUUUUUCUUUUUUUUUUUUAAUCAUCAGAGCACUGCUCAGCUGUGGUUUAUGGUGGUGUGGGGGACUGAACCUGGGACCUUGUUGCCUCAGGCAAGAGAAUCUUUACAGAACCAUUGUGCUGUCUCCCCCCACCCCAUCGUUUUUCUUUUAAACUAAACUGGGAACAUACAUCCGCUGCUGCUAGCAUUCGACUCUUUCUCAUCUGCUAUUUAAUCUGAAGCAUUUCCCAGCUUAUCAACAAUGAUUUAAAACGUUGUUUUUAGUAGUUUAGCGGUUAUAUGUUCUAUUUAUCUGACCGUUUCUCUGUUGUGAAACAUUUAGAUGGCUUCCGGUUUUUCACUCUUUAAAUAAUGCUGUGAUGAAUAUCUUUCUAAAUCUUUGAUUUUUGACUCUGAUCUCUCCCCUUUUCUCAGAAUUAGUAUUUUUGGGUCAAAAAGUAUGUUCAUCUUACAGGUGAUAUUAUUCUUUUGUCUUCUGCCUUGGCCUGAGACGCCAUGUGUCCAGACUCCCAGCACAGAGCACCUCCUGAGUGGUGCCCUCAGAGUGCAGACAGAUCAAGCUCUAAUAAGCUCUGUGUUCCAAAGAGUGAACAAGACACCCACCUCUCUCUCUCCCCCCUCUCCCUCCUUCCCUCCCUCCCUCUCCUUCCCCACCUCUCUCUCCCUCACCUCCCCAUGCUAAAAAUGUCAUGACUGCAAAUCCAUUUGUGACCGGUUUUCCCAAAAGCCAGUCUCUUUUAUUUGCGUUGAGAGGCUGGCUGUGCCCGCAUGUCUGCUGACUCUCAUCCCCGCAGCUGUGGCUUUGCGUGCUUGGUGAGAUCUUCAGAAUUGUGUACUUUGUGUCUACAAUGGUACUGAAUUUGCAUCUGCAGUCAGUAGAGAUCAGAAGUGUUGCACUGACCUUGCCACGUGCUCAGUGACUUAGGUGUACAGACUGAAAGGGCACUGAGCCAUCUGGAGUCAGUGAGGGGGCAGGGGCUCUGCUCGUGAGAACAGCCACGUGGUGGGUGGACUUCCCCAGACAGCAUCCCAGGACUCCUCCCUCAUAAUUUUGUCACUUUAGUUUGGGGUCUGUCUACCUGAGGGAGAACAUGAGGUUCUCUAGGUGCCAUUCUCAGUGCCACUGUACCCCCAGAGGUCACGGUCCAGUUGUGCACUCAGGUCUCCUGCUCCCAUCUGACACCCUGAAGCUCCCUGCUCGCUCACACCAAGGGGCUCUCUGUCUUGGCCUGAGAGGCUGCCAGGCUGCUUUUCAUGCUGUUUCAUCCCCACCCCUGCCGCGGUAACUCAGCAAGUGCAGCUGCAGGGCAGUGCCCUCCAUCAGGGCCGGAGUGGCUCCCGGACCGGCGGGCUGUCAGGCAGACGCAGAGAGCUGGUUCUGGGGAGGGUGCUGUGGCGGGAACUAGCAGGAGAUCCAGCUUGUGUGUGCAUUUCCCUCAACUCAUUUCUUCAAUGUGAAGAAACACCAAACUAUGUAGAGUUUUUACAAGAUGCAAUUUUUUUUUUUUUUAAAGUUAUGUGAUCACCCCCGGCAAGCCCAUCUGGCUUAGUAGCUACGAACAGGGUCACUGGUCACAAGCCUCCAUCAUGGUCCUAAGUCUAAGUUGGACAUUUGGCUAAGUGACAGUUCUGCAGCAUUCAGAGCUGCUGUAGCUGUCCUUCAGGUUGGUGGCAGUCAGAACACGUGUCAUAUUUUCUCCUGGUCUGUAGCUGUAACUGUGACGUACAGGCAAAGCAAACAUUUAAAUAAACUUAUGAAAACAAUGCAAUGAUAUUAGGAUAUACACUUUUGUAUUUUUAUUCUUAUAUAAGGUUAUUUGCUGGCUAUUGUUGGCCUCUAGUUCAGUCUGUGUUAUUUAAAAUCUAAUAUAUGAUGAAUUAUUUGGGUUGAAUUCAUGUUCGGGGCCACGAUGUUGUAUGUAUUGCUGUACAGCCUUGAAUGUGAAUAAUUAUUGUAAACUAUAUUUUACAACUUUUUUUCUGGCUUUAUUAUAUAAAAUUUUCUAUUUGGUCAAUGAUUUAAUCAUAUAAUUUAAUGAACCUGUUGAUUCUUUUUUUUUUUUAAGUAUUUGUGCUGUAGACAUAGUCACGAAUGAUGAAUUUUCCACGUAUGCUCGGUAGUCCUGUAAUAAAAGCAUGUAGCGAG
Erinaceus europaeus (western European hedgehog) is the source of this 5752-nucleotide messenger RNA. RefSeq names its product 3-phosphoinositide dependent protein kinase 1 (gene PDPK1). Bases 110 to 1783 code for a protein of 557 amino acids. The transcript is spliced from 14 exons. Lineage: Eukaryota; Metazoa; Chordata; Mammalia; Eulipotyphla; Erinaceidae. Gene Ontology annotation, biological process: intracellular signal transduction; peptidyl-serine phosphorylation. Gene Ontology annotation, molecular function: ATP binding; protein serine/threonine kinase activity. The record is from RefSeq and is a predicted model, not a curated record.